Messenger RNA from Gloeophyllum trabeum ATCC 11539, 399 nucleotides. RefSeq lists its product as uncharacterized. The record is from RefSeq and is a predicted model, not a curated record. The transcript has a single exon. Bases 67 to 267 code for a protein of 66 amino acids. NCBI's taxonomy places the organism in Eukaryota, Fungi, Basidiomycota, Agaricomycetes, Gloeophyllales, Gloeophyllaceae.
UCAGCCGGUCUCCCGGCUGGUGAUUAGGUGGUACAGUAUUUGUAAAGUGAAUGACAGUGACGAGGUAUGGGGUUCCCGGGUAUGAGGUAUGUCGACGUGUUGGAAGUACAAUGCUUGCGAGGUCCGUUGAGCGAUACAAAUGAAGUGAUCAAUAAUGAAAGGGUGAAUGGGUGUUUCCCGCUAUUGAUUGUAAAGAAAGUGCGCGAGUGCUGUUUGACGAGCCGGCUUCUUGAGAGGGGCAGAGGGGGUUCCAAUCUGCUGUGGUAAGUGACGAGUCUGGCAAUCUUCCGAGAUCCGAGGUUACGAGUCAGGUGCAAGCCCGCCCAUUCAAUCCUUCCAUUGAAUCUUCGGUCGCACAACUAGCAUGCCAUCGGUAGAUGCAUAGCUGCUGUCGAGAUA